CCCUAAACCCUCUCUCGACCAUCUGACCUCUCCGCCGCCGUCGACCCAACCACCGCUCUGGCCCCAGCGUCCACCCACCCGCCGCCGGGCGCGCCAUUCAUGGCGUCCGCGUUCAACCCGGUUGCAGGGGCGUCCUCGUCCCACUCCCACCCCUCCUCAGGUAAUCUGCCUACUCAACUGGUUAAUCCCAUGGGAAUUGAGGGAACUAUCAAGCGAUUAAUCCCGCAGUCCUCGUAAUGCCCUGAUUCAGUGGAUCCUCAUCUUCCCACCGGCCACCGCUCGGAUUGGAGCUUAUACUUGAUUGCCAGCAUAAAAGAUUGGGAUGAACUUGGCUGCAUCAGGCUUGUUCCCGUAUGGGAACGGCAACAGUGUGUAUCUGAACUGCAAACAGUUCCAAUUUCCCUGGAUCUCUCAGAUGCUUUCUUGCUGUUUCUGCAAAGAAAUUGUUCUGAAAAAAAUUGAGUUCAAGCUUUCAGAUGAAAAUAGUGCACCAGGAUGUUCAGUGAGAUUAUCUCUGGAUUGUUUCAAAGCAGAAGGAAGUGUCACUUUGUAUACUGUCAAGGAUGUCAGAGAGUGGGAGAUGCUUACGCUGUAUACACUGGAGGUUCCUUCUAACCAUGAUCUUGAAAUGAUUAUGGUUCAUACUGGAGCACAUACUGUCAAGCCUCUUUCUGUUCAGAGUUUUGCUGGCAGUGUGAUAACAUUUGAAAGCUACAUUGCAAGCAGUCAUCUGCGGAACAAGCUGUGGAGUUUCAUUAGACAACUUUCACCAUCUGAUCUCAUAGCAAACUUAGGCAGUAAGACAGUGCAUAAGUGCACUUGUGCUGAUACAAGGUAUGCCCUAAAGAGGAGCGAGAAGAAGAACCUGGUUGAGGAACCAACUGAAGAGGUCAACACGCUAGUUAUGAUGAGGAAACGGAUCAACAACCUACAGCUUUUUGCAGCAUGGGUUGAGUUUCAGCCGGGCAACAGCUAUUGCGAGGAUAUUCAUUCCGUCUGUAUUCUGACACAAUUGCUUUCAAGAUCAAUGGAAAAUUUACUGGAGUCUGAAGAUACUACUGACAGACAGAGAGCAGACUUCUUUUUCAAACAAAUAGUUCUUGGGGUGAGUGAAAUUCACGACGAAGGUUUCAUGCAUAGAGAUUUGAAACCAGCCAACAUUACAAUCAAUGAUGAUAGUUUGGAGGUAUCAAUUAUUGAUUUUGAAACAGCCUGUCAGAAGCCACCAAAAGGACAAUUCAUCCGUGACGUAGCUGUGGGCACUAAGGGAUACUGUGACCCGAUUACGACCACGUACAUUAAUAGAGAAUACAAUGAGCUGGUGGACAUAUAUAGCUUAGGAAUGAUAUAUUUUCUCUUGGGUAUUGAAGAUGCUUCAAAAAGGAGGAGCUUACACAGCAAGUUUGUUACCAAACUUAUAUACAAUGACAGGCAACGGAUACCCACCAGUGCCUUGGCCAACCAUUGGCUCCUUGCUCAAUGGAAAGGGAAUGUAGCUUUACUCCUUGACAUGAUGCGUUCAGAUUUUUGGAACAGGCCUACACCGCAAGAUAUUUUGUUAAGACUGACUGACAAUGAGACCAGUGAACAUCCAGAGAGAGCAGAUCGUCUUUGGUUACAGGGCAAAAUACAGGGGUGAGUGGGCGACAACGACCUUCAGCACCAGCGCACUCACUAUGCUCAAGCGAAGAGUCUGCGGUUCCCUCUCCUCGAAAAGCUAGGAUAACUUUUCUCCAACUCCAAUCGCAGUCGCGCGUCUUCUUUCUGGACCAUGCUCCACCAUGCACGACUUUGGAGCAUGCACGACUUUGGAGCAUCUCCUGGAGGCUGGAGCCCUGGACACCGAUUCUCUAGAAAUUUGGUGCCUUGGACCGUGUGAUGUAACUUGAAAACCCUAUAAGGGCAUGUUCAACCAUGAUAGAUAAGGGGUUGUCUGUAUAUUAUUGGAAUCCACAACACAACCAUCUUGUUGCUUGUGACUUGUGAGACACAGAACGACAACAAUAGGAUCAAAGUAAAGGAACAAUGAUAAAUCUACUUGGUAGCAAAUUCUCACA
Sorghum bicolor (sorghum) is the source of this 2057-nucleotide messenger RNA. RefSeq names its product G protein-coupled receptor kinase 2. The record is from RefSeq and is a predicted model, not a curated record. Gene Ontology annotation, molecular function: protein kinase activity; ATP binding. The transcript is spliced from 10 exons. Bases 323 to 1639 code for a protein of 438 amino acids. Gene Ontology annotation, biological process: protein phosphorylation. Lineage: Eukaryota; Viridiplantae; Streptophyta; Magnoliopsida; Poales; Poaceae.